GCCGGCCACGCCUCCUGUAUAAAGGCGCACGCGCAGCCGCUCAUGUGGAGAUCGCGCAGCUGCUGAGGAGCGCUUCUGUCGAGCUGAAGAUCAGCGAGGUUUGCGUCGAGCAGCAGCGGGAGAAACGCGAGUGUGCGGAUCUGCUGAUGAGCUCCAGCUGAGCGUGUGUAGUGUGUGCCGUGAUGACUGACGUGAUGAUCAGCGCCACACCGAUGGACGACAUGAGGCUCAGUCCCAGCAAAGACCGCCUGACCUUCCAGAUCUUUCCGGAUCCCUCGGACUUCGAGCGCUGCUGUAAGCUGAAGGACCGUCUGCCUUCUAUCGUGGUGGAGCCGACGGAGGGCGAGGUGGAGAGCGGGGAGCUGCGCUGGCCUCCCGAGGAGUUCCUGGUGAGCGAGGAGGACGAGGACGAGGAAGAGUGCGACGGAAACCUGCAGAACGGACAGAUGCAGAACUCUCAGCGCUAGAGAGACUGACAUGAGUCGCACAUAGAAUAGACAAUCACACCAACACAUACAGAACAACUGAUCCACUGACAUCCGUUCGCUCGUACAUCAUUCCCACCUGUGUGUGUGUCAAAAGAUUAUUCAUAACGAUGAUGGUGUGAGUCUGUCCUGCACUCAUUCCUGUAAUUUACAUGCUUUUCUGAGUAACACCGAUCUUCCUGACCAUUUGCCAUUAGUGUUGUUUGUGUAUUUUACUGUAAAUAUUCUGUAGAUGAAUGACAGGUAAGACGUCUUUAGUGUAUCAGUCUGAUCACUCCUGAAAUCUGUGAGAACUGCAGCCGUCUUCCUGAAUUUGUUGUAUUCACAGCAGAACUGACCGUGUCUCGUGUUCUUAUGGAUCCUGUGUGUUUGUGUCUGUAUGUAUGUAUAUAUAUAUAUAUAUAUAUACACGCAUACAUAUGUAGAUGUCAGUGUUUGUGUUGCGGGUCUGUCACAGAAUCACUUCCUGUCUGUGCAGAGCGUCUGCUCAUCUGUAAAGACUCAGGGAGUUUGCUCUUAUUUUGUAUGUACACCGCUUCCUCUCUGACUGACAGAGACUGUAAAUAAACCAUUUGAAAGUGCUUUACAAAA
Molecule: messenger RNA, 1076 nt
Organism: Onychostoma macrolepis
Lineage: Eukaryota; Metazoa; Chordata; Actinopteri; Cypriniformes; Cyprinidae
Gene: lbh
Product: LBH regulator of WNT signaling pathway
Exons: 3
Coding region: 183-467 (94 amino acids)
Biological process (GO): positive regulation of DNA-templated transcription
Cellular component (GO): nucleus
Source: RefSeq, a predicted model, not a curated record